Syngnathoides biaculeatus (alligator pipefish) is the source of this 3857-nucleotide messenger RNA. Its product is annotated as soluble guanylate cyclase 88E-like. The transcript is spliced from 16 exons. Gene Ontology annotation, biological process: cGMP biosynthetic process; response to oxygen levels; nitric oxide-cGMP-mediated signaling. Gene Ontology annotation, molecular function: guanylate cyclase activity; heme binding; oxygen sensor activity. Bases 522 to 2966 code for a protein of 814 amino acids. NCBI's taxonomy places the organism in Eukaryota, Metazoa, Chordata, Actinopteri, Syngnathiformes, Syngnathidae. The record is from RefSeq and is a predicted model, not a curated record. Gene Ontology annotation, cellular component: guanylate cyclase complex, soluble.
UCACGCUUGAUUGCGACCCACGUCGGAGUGUAUUUUGUUUUGUUUGUCAGCUGCCACAAACACGCCUCGGUUGGUCUAUUUUGGACCUGCUCACCUGUUGACCUGACAGCCAAGUGCCCGCGUGGGCCUUCUGCCUGUCAUGUGCAGGUGGUCUCUGCGAGCGCUGACGCGCCCUGAGGUUCAGCCUCGCGCACUCGCAGCCCGAGACCGCACAGGGCUGAGCCUCUGCAGGUAAGAGGACUUUUGCUGGCUCCGGUUCCGAUCCGUUUGCCUUUGGUGGGAGCCCACUUGGUUUUGUUAUCAUUUUCCUCCUCCAAAUGGAGCAGUUUUGAACUUCCAAGAGUUUUUCAUGAGGUUGAUCGACACGCCGAGGUUAACCAGUCCGCUCCGAGAACCGCCGCUGAUACAAUAGGUCUUCUCACCGGACCCGCCUCCCCACCCUCAGUCCGCGUUCUCCCCUCAGCUGAGCAGUUAAGUCGGGCAGCGGUACGGAGGUCCCUAGCGCCACCAGCGCCGCCAAGAUGUACGGUCUGUACCUGGAAGCGGUCAACGACUACAUCAACGAGUCCUACGGCGAGGACGUGUGGCGGCUGAUCGAAAACCGAGCCGAGAUCCCGCACCUCAAGUUUGUCAGGCAUCAGAUGUACAAUGACAACUUGAUCCUGCGUCUGGCCAAGGCGGCAGGCGAAGUCUUGGGAAAGACGCACGACGAGCUGAUGUACGCCUUCGGCGUUUACAUGGUCAAGAGGAUCGGAAACUACGGCUACGAGCGCAUCCUCAAGGUUUUGGGUCGCAAUGUGCGCGACUUCAUCAACGAGCUGGACAACCUGCACGAGUAUUUCCGCUUCUCCUUCCCCAAAGUGCAGCCGCCCAGCUUCUGCGUGGAGGAGGAGUGCGAGACCAGUUUGACGCUGCACUACCGAAGCACGCGCAAAGGCUUCACGCAGUUUGUCAAAGGCCAGCUCUCCCAAGUGGGCCGCCAGUUCUACAACACGGACAUCGAAGUGGAGAUCUUGUCUAAGGAGGAGACAGAGAAGAUGACUUAUGUGGUGUAUAAGAUGAACUUUGACAACGCGGCCUUCAAGCACCGCAUGCCGCAGCAAAAGACGGCGCCCAGCUACGAGAAGCUUCCCAUGAAGCGAGGUAUCUUUUUUGACAUGUUCCCCUUCAGCGUAAUCUUCCGCCGCGACAUGACCAUGUACCGCAUUGGCGACGGCCUCAAAGAGGUCUUCUCUGACCUCCAGGGCAAGAAGGUGAACGAGGAGUUCACCCUGGUCAGGCCCAUGCUGGAGUUCAGCUGGGACAAUAUCUACACCCACCUAAACAAUGUCUUUGAGCUGCUGUCUAAAGCAGUGGUGGAGAGCAAACAAAAAGUGAAUAUUCCCAAACUCAACAAGGAAGAACCUGAAGAGAAAGAGGAAAGUGAGAAGACCAAGAGGGACGAAGAACGAGAGCAAAAGUCUGAGGACAUGAAGGGCACAGAUCAGGAAUACAGCAGCACUCUGGCUCAGUACAAUAGCGCGGCCAACUCGGGAGGUGAAGAUAUCGAGUUGCUAGCCUUCCAGACAGUCACAGGCAAAUGCAGCGAGACCAUCUUUGAGGACAUGAGAGAGCCCCCCAAAAAACCUCUCCACCUGAAGGGCCAGAUGAAGUACGUGCCUCAAUGGGACUCGCUCAUCUUCCUGGGGACACCCAUCAUUGAGACGGUGGAAGACAUGAUCAAAAUGGGCGUUUACGUCAACGACUUGAACCUGCACGACUCCAGCAGAGAGCUGAUCCUGGCCGGGACUCAGCAGUCGGCCGAGCUGCAGCUAGCCCUGGAUCAGGAGCAACAAAAGUACGCGCAGCUGCAGGAGAUCAUCAAGAAGCUGGACGAAGAGAAGAAACGCGGAGACUCCUUACUGUACGCCAUGAUUCCCAAAGCAGUGGCCGACCGCCUCAGGAAGGGAAUCACUGCCCUGGAGACAUGUCAGGUCUUUCCUGAUGUGACCAUCUUGUUCAGCGAUGUGGUCAAAUUCAACGAGAUCUGCAUCCACAUCACACCCAUGCAGGUGGUGGACAUGCUCAACGAGAUCUACAUCGUCUUUGACACGCUCAGUGAGAAGCACAACGUUUACAAGGUGGAAACCAUCCGCGACGCCUACAUGGUGGUGGCGGGCGUGCCCAACAAGACCACCUUCCACGCGCAUCACAUCUGCGACAUGGCCCUGGACAUGCUGAGCUCCAUCGACCACCUGAAGGACCCGUCCACGGGGGACAACAUCCAGAUCCGAGUGGGUAUCCACUCGGGAAUGGUGGUGGCCGGCGUGGUGGGCCUGAAGAUGCCUCGCUAUUGCCUCUUUGGUGACACGGUCAACACCGCCUCAAGGAUGGAGAGCAAUGGCGUGGGUAUGCAGAUACACAUCAGCCAGACCACCAAAGACCACCUGGAGCACGAACCAUACAUCAUCGAGGAGAGGGGCAAGAUCUUUGUCAAGGGGAAAGGCUACAUGAAGACGUACUGGCUGAAGGGAAAGAAAGACCUGUCCUUCAAGACUCCGGCCGAGUUGCGUUACAGCAGCGAGCAGAAAGACUCGGAAGACAAAAGCUCGAAUGGCUCCACGAGUACCAACGCCAAGCACAUGUCCUCCAGCCAACCCAUCAGCGGCGGCGAAGAGCAGGCAGAGGGCAAGCCCAGCCCCAGCGACCUCCCCCAGGACGUCCUGCCGCCGCCCGAGUCCGCCAACGAGCCCCUGGACGGGCUGGGCGACCUCCAGGAGAAGGAGAGGUCCAAAAAGACUAAGAACAGCAAGGCCGCCAAGGUGGAGGCGGGGCAAGGGAACGCGGCGACGGAGCUGGCGGUGCCCGCCGACGGCCCCGAGAACCCGGGACCCCUCCUCAACAUGAAGAGGAACAGCUUCCGGCAGCAGUACGUCAAGCUGCCCGCCAACCUCCCCAUUCGGAGUGCCUCUUGUACUCUCCUGUGAGCUCGCGACAUUAUUAUGAUGUCAUAACAUCACAACGUCACGAUAAACAAGGUUAUGGACCUUGUCAAGAAACAAGGUAUGGAAGGUCGUAUUGAGCAUGUAUUGUUAUAUCCUUGACAUUCAGCUUCAGGUCUUUGUUUUCACUAGUAAGACAAUUUGACAUAUGCGCAAUUUUCUUCUGCAUUCAGAAAAAAAAAAUCAAUCACUCAAAAGCCUUCAAUGAUAUUCAUGUAUCGGUAUUUUGUCCAAAGACAACAGCCGUUAACAAAAGAAUUUUGGAUAUUCAGCUCCAAAACAACGAUGUCAUCAAACCAGUCAUGCUUGUUAGCGUAGCAUGCAGCGUGUCAGCUAGCUACUUUUCCCACAUUUGGUUACGUGACUUUACGCAUGUAGCAGGUUCAGCACAAUAGUGGAAGAAGUAGGAACCCUGGUAGAACAACUGGGUCUUAAUAGCACCAUGAUCGCACUAUCAGUGACACUUUUAGGCUACUAGUACGCACCUAAACCUUACUAGUAAACUAGUGCAUGUCACCCACACUGGUGGCUUCCUUAUCAAGAAUAUCAAAUAAAUGCUCAGUUACUACUGAGACAAAACCGCGCACUAGUUGACAACUGUGUACUACUUGUACCACAAGUGACACUGUAUUUUCAAAUUCUACUAGUUAACAUCUCGAACGUCACUAGUAGUACUAGUAGUGGGUAGAAUCAAGAACCCUUUUUUUAAGUUAUAAUUUAUUUUGAAUAUUUUUAAUCCUGCAAAGUGAAAUGAAACUAAAAUUGUAUGCGCAAAACACACGUGAAUUGACAGUGUAGACGUGUCAACUGUGUUGUUGAAAGUAGACAUGAUGAUUAUUGUUCUGAUUAUUGUUGAGUGAGACCUUCUGCUUCCUC